This is a messenger RNA of Canis lupus familiaris (dog), 5360 nucleotides long. RefSeq names its product disintegrin and metalloproteinase domain-containing protein 20. Gene Ontology annotation, molecular function: metalloendopeptidase activity. The record is from RefSeq and is a predicted model, not a curated record. Bases 240 to 2510 code for a protein of 756 amino acids. Gene Ontology annotation, cellular component: plasma membrane; external side of plasma membrane; sperm head plasma membrane. The transcript has 4 exons. NCBI's taxonomy places the organism in Eukaryota, Metazoa, Chordata, Mammalia, Carnivora, Canidae. Gene Ontology annotation, biological process: proteolysis; male gonad development.
GUAAGUUUCAGAUAAGUCUUUGUCCAUAAAGAGGUAGCACAAACUUUCUAUGAUAGGGCUAUAGUUAGAAAAGAUAGUGGGAAUCAUUCAUUCUACUGCUGUGCUGCUGCUCUGAUGGUGUGACUGCUAGAAGACAGAUCUUUAAAUAUCAGCACUUGAUUUAUCAGCAUACAUCUCCAGCUCAGAGGGAGGAGAAAAAAUAGUAAUGCUUCCUAAUCUGCUCUGGUUUGCUCUCACCAAUGGCUGAAUAUGGUGGCUCUAUAAUGGCUGUGGGUGAGGUCCUGCUAUGUGUGAGGAUCGCUGUUCCCAUUCUCUGGUUGAGGGUGUUUCUGCUUCUUUCUGGAUGGUCCCAUGUCGGGCACUUCUAUCACCAUGGUCCCCCAGAAGUGGUGAUUCCUUUGAGGAUAACAGACAGGAGCAUUGUCAAGAAGCCUACAGGCUGGCUUUCUUACUGCCUGCAUUUUGGUGGCCAGAGACACGUUUUCCAUAUAAAGGUCAAGAAGCUUUUGCUGUCCAAAAACUUCCCAGUGUUCACUUACACAGACCAGGGUGCUCUUCUUGAAGACCAGCCAUUUAUCAGGAGAGACUGCUAUUAUCAUGGUCAUGUAGAGGGGGAUCCAGAUUCCCUGGUUUCUCUGAGUACCUGUUCUGGGGGCUUUCAAGGAAUAUUACAGAUAAAUCACAUUCUUUAUGAAAUUUUGCCCAAAAGGCUUUCUACCACAUUCGAGCACCUGGUAUAUAAGAUGUACCCCGAGGAGAAACAAUUCCCACCUAUGAGGUGUGGAUUAACAGAUGAAAAGAUAGCACGACAUGUGAAGUUUCAAGAGAGCAGUAAUUCCACUUUGGUGCAAAGUGAAUAUGAAGGUCUGUGGAUGCACAAGAGAUAUGUUGAAAUGGCAGUGGUUGUAGACUACAAUCGAUAUGCCUAUCGUGAAUAUAAUGUCACAACCGUGCAGCUGGAAGUGAUUACUACUAUGAACAAUGUAAAUACCUUCUACCAACCUCUAAAUGUCGACGUGAGUUUAGUUGGAAUGGAGGUCUGGAAUGAAGGAAACCCUGUUGAAAUAGAGAACAUGGAUGUACUUGUGGAUUUAUUUUGCGCCUGGAAGAAAAAAGGCUUCAAUGCCCGUGUGCCCCAUGAUGCUGCCCAUGUUUUUGUAAAAAGAAGAUAUGGUAUUCUUGGCAUAUCUUAUGUCGGAUCAAUAUGUAACUAUAAUACUAACUGUGCAGUGGAUGCUUUCACAAGUGAUAAUUUGGGUUUUUUUGCAUUUGUUGUGUCACAUGAGCUUGGCCAUUCUCUGGGUAUGUGGCAUGAUGAAGAAACGUGUAAAUGUGCAGACAAUGUGUGCAUAAUGUAUGCAGAACAGUCUCAGGCAACUAAAUUCAGCAACUGCAGUUAUGCUCAAUAUUGGCACACUGCUGUAGGAUCAAGAUGUAUCUUCCAUCCACACACUCCAGAGAGAAUCUUCAAGUAUACGCGCUGUGGGAAUGGUGUGGUUGAAGAAGGAGAAGAGUGUGACUGUGGCUCCUUAAAUGUGUGUACAAAAGAUCCAUGUUGUCAGUUAGACUGUACUCUGAGUCCUGGAGCUACUUGUGCUUUUGGGCUUUGUUGCAAAGACUGCAAGUUCAUGCCAUCAGGUGAUGUAUGUAGAGAACAGGCUAAUGAAUGUGAUCUUCCUGAGUGGUGUGAUGGGACAUCCUAUCAGUGUCCAGAAGAUGUGUACGUGCAAGAUGGAGUCAAAUGCACAGGUGGCGGCUACUGCUAUGAAAAGAGAUGCAAUAUCCGUGACGAACUCUGUAGCAGACUUUUUGGCCCAAAUGCCAAGAGUGCAAGUCAGAUUUGCUACAGUACAGUGAAUAUUCAGGGUGACCGUUUUGGUAACUGUGGUCUCAAGAACAAUCAAUUUAUAAAAUGUAAUACCUCAGAUACCCUGUGUGGGAGGGUGCAGUGUCAGGAUGUGGCAAAAAUCCCCACUCUGAGAGACCAUUCUACUCUGCACUGGCUUCACUUCAAUGACAGCAUCUGCUGGGGUACAGAUUUCCACUAUGGGAUGCCCUUGCCUGAUCUUGGUGAAGUAAAAGAUGGUACAGAGUGUGGUGAAGAACGUAUCUGUGUUCAAAGGAAGUGUAUCCCUUUGGCAUAUUUGAAAACUGAUUGUUCACCCAAGACCUGCCAUAGGAAUGGGAUCUGCAACAAUAGACAUCACUGCCAUUGUAGCCAUAAGUGGAAGCCCCCCAGCUGCCAGGUAAAAGGCAAUGGAGGUAGUGUUGAUAGCGGCCCACCCCCAAUAAGAAACGGGACUGAAGUGCCACGGAAGGAACAGCAAAAGAAGACUUACCAGCUGCUAUUUCAGUUGGUGCCUUCUUCAGUUUUAUUAUGUUGUUUGUUAAUUUGGUUUUUUAUGAGAAGGGAAAAAAUGGAGAAGAAGGAAGAACAGAAUGUUUCACCUGCACCCAAUGAACAGCAGAAUGAAUCACCUGAACCUAAUCAAGAAGUAAAUGAAAACUAAAGAGUUAUGAUUCCCAAAAAGAUACUCGAUCCCCAAUGAACUUGCCUAUUAAGUUUUAGCACCCUGUCAGGAGAAAGGUUACAGCUUUCAUCACAGAUCACUGACAGAAAAUCCCUGAGAUUUUUUAUCAUUUGAGAUCAUAAAUGCUAGCCGCUGAGCAAUAACCAAAAUAUACUAAUUCUCGGCACAUUUAUCUUUUCCAUUAUUUUAAGUAAUCUUAGCACUUGAUUUUAUUUUAUGGAAUUAUUCUGUGUCUCCUGAACAAUGGCAGGACCAGCAGAGGGUGUGUUUUUGUCUUUAACUCACUGUCUGACAAUUCCAAACACCCUUCCCCUUUGUAAUCUGCUUUCAUAUGCAAAGAAUAAGAGACCACAAGUCACAUUUCUCCUUUGUGAGUCCUCCAUUUAUACCUAUACCAAUAGUGGAAAUGAGAGGGAGACUGGACAUGGGAAGUGUUUUGAAUGUUGUUCAUGAUGGGGUUGCCUCACUGACUCUCACCUUGAAGAGGCAGUGCCUUAUACUCUUUAUGUUACCACAUAUAGAUAUGAAUGUAGGUGUAGAUAAGGACAGAAUGGUAUUAUAUAUAUGAUCUACAGAUAUGCACUUGCAUAUGUUUAUAAAUGAUCUAUAGAUAUACAUUUGCAUAUGUUUAUAAUAUAUACGCAUAUGGAUUUUUUUCUUUUGGUAAUUCCCAGAAUCGACAGUACUGUUAGCCUCAGAGAUACUGGCACAGCUAUGUAAUGUCUUACCCUUGGAGUUCUAGACACCCAGUGUCUGAAUCCUCCACCAAAUCCCGGAGGUUGAACACCAUUUGCCAACCAUUUCCCCAGUGGUCAGAGUCUUAGAUCCAUGGGACUCACUCCAAAAGUGUGGCUUCCAAUAAGCACAUUUCUUCCCUUUGAUCUCAGUCUCCCAUGCAAUAGCUGCACUUCCUGUUAGGGAAGCAUGGAUGGCUCAGGGAGGCCCCCUUGCUUGCUGGUCUUGGGAUAAUGGAGAACACAGGAAGGAGUCUGACUUCAGAAGCUCUUGAAUUUUCCACACCACUGCCUUUACCAUCUUGGGGACAUGUUUCAUACUCUGGUAGAAUUACUUCAAAAUCUCAAAAGAUAAGAAAAUGAUACUUGACAUUCCACCCUUGGUAACUUCACUUGUGAUAUAAGAUGCAGAAGAUACUUACAAUUCCAGACAGUUGGUGAGGAACUUGUUUCAGGCUGAACAUUGACCUCAUCAUUAAAGUGACCUAAAUUCCUAGAGUGCUUAAAAACGUUUCUAGAACUAAAGGGAGAGAUAUUUCACAAGAUGCCAAGAGCCCACAAGAAGAUAUAAGAUCUCUAAAUUAAAUCUUUGAGGAUACCUCUAAAAUUAUUUGUGUUCUAGAUUUAACUGCUUAGCAACAAGACUUUCCCAAUUCCAAAGACCACAGCAACUGGAUAAAAGUUCUACUCUGCCUCCAACUUCUCUAUCAAGCUUUAUCUUAACUCUUCAAUAUGAAUAAAUGUGAUUACAUUUUUUUAUCCCAAUUUUAUGAGCUCCCUGAACACAGUAGAACAUUUUAUCCUCAGUACUUCUGCCCUGUUCCCAAAUUAUUUUCUGAACACUAAACCACAUUAUGGAACACUUGUAAUAUAUAGGUUCCAGAAAGAAGUUUUACCCUAUUUAAACCAUUUUAUAAAGAUACAGACAUCAGUAAUCAUCUGCGACUUUCAUUACAAGGUCAGUAAAUAACUCAGAGACAUUUCAUAUGUACAAAUAAAUAUGCUCAACUAUUAGGAAAGAACUGCAUCAGCAAGAAAAGGGAAGGUAAAAUUUAAAAGGAGAGAGAAGUGAAUUAAAUAUACUGUGGAUUUUGAUGUCAGCACCUUGGUGAUAAAAGACAUUUUUCCUCCCUCACCCCUCUUUUUAAACAACUAUUCAGACACCCAUACAUGAACAAGAGUGCCUUAGCAUUGGGAGAGACCAGGGAGGACUCUUGCUCAUUUGAGGCAAGGGCAAAUAAACAAUCAAGACUUUGGUGAGAGAUGCAAAACCAAAGGAGUUGACAAACCUAUCCCACUUCCAUUUGCUUUGGCAAAGAGGGAAAACAAGCAAACCUGGAGAAUACUGAACUGAGUAGAAAUAAAUAGGUGAGAAAAAAAUUGAUAUAAGUUCAGCCUGCCAGACGGGAGAUUCCAGCAUGUCAUUGGAGUGGGAUAAGGACAAAUUUGGUUGCAAUGGACAAUGAUGAACUUGACUAGAGUCAUGGCCCAUCCUCAGGGUAAUAAUACUGCAGAGUAAGCUAUCUGGCAGCGGCAGCAGAGAUAUUUUCUGCAGAGGUCCAAAGUCCAUUUCUCCUAUGGAGGAGGUGGAAAAAGUGUGUGGCUGCACAGCUAACCCACUUUUGGGAGUCUCCAGUGGAGAAACCUGUUUGUCUCCAGUAGCUCCCAAGUUUGUGAAGAAGAAGGGAAAAAAGCAGACAAGAAUAUCAAAGUUCAUAAAAGAAACAUGGUUCAUGCUAUGUUUUUAGGACUUCACAAGAAGUGUGAACAAAAGCCUCUGGGAUUGCCCAUGGGAAGAUCUCCUUACCAACCUAUAGGUAUCUCCAAAACCCAGAUUGCGGAACCCACACCUCUCCCCACUCUGUGGUGGGUAUCUUGUAUAUGCUCCUGAGUGUGGCAGUGAGAGAAAUGUAGAUAAUCAAUGUGCUCUCAGAAAAAUGGUUCACAGUUUGUGAGUGAAAGAGAUCAUAAACUGGAGCUGUGGCAUCACCUUCUGAAAAACAAAAUAGAAGUUUCUCAGCCAGUUAGAUAAGUUACGAGAUCAAGAGUGAAGGAAAAAAAAAAAAAAAAAAAAAGCUAAUGAAUUCUACCACAA